GCGUGUUUUAUUGCUCUGGCUUCAUGCUGUCAUUCAUCUCCAGAGCCCCUUGUGUAAUCAGUGAAUCGCGCGCGCUGUGUGAGUGCGUUCAGCAGCACUAAGAUCUGUGCGCUCGGAGGUGUUGUUCAGGAGCACCGGCUCUCUCUUCUCCCGGACCGGACACCGGUGACCAUGGCAGACACCUUCUAAAGCCAUCACGGAGAGAUACGCGUUUGUACCGACUAUGGCUGUAGACGCUGUUUGGACUCUCAUUCUGACGGCACCCAUUCACUGCAGAGGAUCCAUUGGAGAGCAAGUGAUGGAAUGAUAAAUCUCUCCAAAUCUGUUCUGAUGAAGAAACAAACUCAUCUGUAUCUUGGAUGGCCUGAGGCUGCGUCCAGCUUCAGCUUCUGUCGGGCUGCGCUGGAGCACACGGUCUCAGCAGAGGAGCUCAACUAUCAGCUGCCACGCAAGGCCGGGGGCAACCUGACCUGGCAUGAAGGACGCGGCCAGAGGGUGACGAGGAGGACCGUCAAACUGCUGCAGCAGCCCGGCACAGAAGGAAUACAGAUCCAGCCAGGAGAGGCCUUCACUGUGUACCACACCAGCCCAACGCUGUCCAGCUUAUGCAAACCAGUGGUGCUUUGGACCCAGCAGGACGUGUGUAAGUGGCUGAAGAAACACUGUCCACACAACUACCUGACCUAUGUGGAGGCUUUCUCUCACCACGCCAUCACAGGUCGUGCCCUGUUGCGGUUGAACGGAGAGAAGCUGGAGAGGAUGGGUAUAAUCCAAGAGACAUUGAGACAGGAAGUCCUGCAGCAGGUCCUACAGCUACAGGUCAGAGAGGAAGUGCGUAACCUACAGCUGCUCAGCAGAGCUUCCUUCGGCAACAUUUCAUAGCUCGUCUAUACUUUUGGCAGCUCUCUCGACUUCCCGGCAGAUACGGGAGGACUUGUUCCAAAUGGCUACAGAUAGAGAGAGAGAGAGAGAAUCUGCCUGUGGACUGUUAACUCAACACCAAUUUUAACAGACAGGACCGUCUUUUCAUGCAAAUCUGAAUGGGACUCAAAAGGACAAAGUCGGACUCUAAAACUGUAAUAUAGUGAAAAGAUUCAAGUCUCACCUCAUCUCUACAAAACCUAGAGCACCAACCAGAGCUCUGUCAGACAAUAGUGAGCAUACGGAUUGGAUCAAGACGUUGACUUUCAAGAAGUUGACUCCAAAUCUGAAGUUGAACAUUGAUCUCAGAUCAUGUUAAGGAGCGAUUCAUCUCAUCUAGUGUUGGGAUGUCUGACAGACCCAGCAUCACUCGCUCAACAUGGACGUAGAUGCAAUGCUGAAGAAAUCCUGUGUGGGAACAGACAAUUCCUUCUCCUACCUCUCACGAUAGAUUGUAUCAUUUCAUUUGCAGAGAAAUAGAUAUAGAGUAAGGCAUGAAGUUUGAUUAUCCAAUAUAUUCCCAUUCAAGCUAAAGGGAUGUUCACACUGACAAAAACAACAACUACAUGAUUUGAAACUGGACAAUUUGUUUAAAAAUGAUCAAUGAAUGUUAAUAACAUCAGAUGCACACACCUAAAAACCAACCAUCGUUUUGCUUUUCUUCUCAGGACGUUCAAGAGCUUUGUACAUUGUUCCUGCUGUUUCCUUCAUAAGUUGCAUUCCUUUUAAACUCUUGCACACAAUGUAGCAGGUUUUCUCCUAAUAUACAAAGAAUAUAUCAGAAUAUGAAUAUACCUUUACUCUUGGAGUUAGAGUAUGUGUCUAGAUCCAGUUGUUCCAGUUGUCCAAGCAAUAAUGUAAAGAGGUGCCACAGGUCUGCAUGGCUAGACCGGUUAGAGACCGUUUUUAAAUCAGCUUACACCUUACAGUCACAAAAUGUAGGUCUGCUACAUACUCUACGCAAGCAAACGCUUCUAGGUUCUACAUCAAUUUGGAGUUGCAUUGCAAGAUUUAUAACACACUUCAAGUACAGUCAGUUUUCUCUUUGAGGUCAACUAUUGUGAUGGCAGAGCAGCAGAUUGAAGAGAACACCAAAUAGUUGUUCGUUUUCAUUGGAUCAGUGUGUUUAAUGUUGGUGUUUGUUGGGUCAGUGUGGACAUGGCAGUUGUGUUUCUCAACUUAAUAAAUCCAAAAGCUAACUUUACAUAUUUGAAAUGUUGCUGGCUGUGUGAACUAGGCUUUUGAGUAAUGAGGUUUGUUAUCUCCAAGAACGCAAGAAGGCAUGUUAAAGGUAUGUACUGUAGAGAGACAGUUUGUUUCCUCUAGUGUGAUUAAAGGAGCUUUUGCAGGAGAAUAUAAUUCUUUCCAUAUUGUGAUUUUGACUUUAUUAGUGCUGAUGAAUCCUGAACGCUCCAGCACUCAACUACACUGUGAUGCAGUGGCAUGUUUAAGGAAGGUUGAAUGUUAGUCUGAGUUACUGUAAAAUCUCAUUUUUACAAAGCAGCUGGAGUCUCAGUGUGACACCAGUCAUCGUUCAACGCUUUUACACAAUGUACUCAAAGCUGACAGAAAUUUGGCCCUGUGACACAAACCAAUUCAGUCCAUCCAGGUUAUAAGUGUUUAUAUGAAACUGACAGGCUGGAAUUCUCUCUGAAAUUCAUGUGACGUAAUGAUAGAUGGGUUUCCAGAGCAUUUCGCUGACACGCUUGCAUUUUUUCUCCCCAGACAUGCAAUGGGUUUUUUCUUUAAAAUCUAGUUAUGCAAAAAUGCGAGGGAAAUGAACAUUGGUUAUGUAAUGACUUGCUACCAAUAUGAUUAUAUAAGACAUGGUGUGGCAAAGACAGCUGUAUGCGUGUGUUUUGGAAUAAAGUUUUCAAAAUACGGAUUUCUCAUAUGUGAAGUUUGUCUUUCACUAUUGUUUGAAACAAU
Messenger RNA from Onychostoma macrolepis, 2850 nucleotides. RefSeq names its product sterile alpha motif domain containing 10b (gene samd10b). Bases 304 to 882 code for a protein of 192 amino acids. Gene Ontology annotation, biological process: cell surface receptor protein tyrosine kinase signaling pathway. Gene Ontology annotation, molecular function: protein binding. The transcript is spliced from 7 exons. The record is from RefSeq and is a predicted model, not a curated record. Lineage: Eukaryota; Metazoa; Chordata; Actinopteri; Cypriniformes; Cyprinidae. Gene Ontology annotation, cellular component: cytoplasmic side of plasma membrane.